Messenger RNA from Pararge aegeria (speckled wood butterfly), 939 nucleotides. RefSeq lists its product as uncharacterized. The transcript has 3 exons. Lineage: Eukaryota; Metazoa; Arthropoda; Insecta; Lepidoptera; Nymphalidae. The coding region runs from base 1 to 939 and encodes 312 amino acids. The record is from RefSeq and is a predicted model, not a curated record.
AUGUCUCGACUUACGAUUCUCUUUGUCAUCGCCGCGGCGUAUGGAGUGAUUGCAGAGGAUGUUAGGAAGGACAACUCCGCUACAGACUCUCGUGCUGACGGGAGUGGAUUGAUCGGUGUCAGUUCCGGUUAUGGACUAGGCGGUCUUGGCGGCAACGGACUGGUCGGAGGCGGCUGGGGUCUCGGCGUACCCUCCGCUGGUUACAAUGUCGGUUACGGUGCCGGAUCAGGCUUGGUAUCAACGGGAGCAGGCGUCAUCGGCGGAGGUGGUAACCUGAACAACGCCGCUGCUGCCGGUGUUGCUCAACUCAGUGCUAUUCAAAACGCUCAGGCUGUCCAAGCUGCCCAGAUCGCCAACGCUGCCGCUGCCGCCAUUCAAGGCGCUCGUGUGACAGAGGCUGCUGCCAGGGCUGGACAAGCCAACGCCAUCCAGAACGCCCAAGCAUUAGACGCCGCGCGUUUGGCCAACAUCCAAAGAGCGCAAGCUGCCGCCUACGAAAACGCACGUGCCGCUGAAGCCGCGAGACGCGCCUCUGUUGCUGCUGCCAAUGAAGUCGCGCGCGCUGUAGAAGCCGAACGUGUUGCUAAUGCCGCUCGUGUCCAAGCUGCCGCUAUUGCGAACGCACGUGCCAUCGAAGCCGCCAACAUUGCGAACGCAGCGAGAGCUCAAGCUGCCGCUAUCGCCACCAGUGCCGCUCAGGCUCAAGCUGUUGCCGAUACAGUCGCGAGGAACGCCGGUGCUGGCGGUCUUUGGCUCGGUGGCGGAGCAGGUUUAGGCAACGGAGGUGCAGUAAUCGCUGCCGCACCCGUAGCUGUAGGCAAUGCUAUCCCAGUAGGAGUUGCUAACCUUGGCGGUCUCGGACUUGGCAAUGGACUGGGCGGAUGGGGACUUGGCUACGGUCUUGGCGGUGGUCUCGGGGGCUAUGGCAAAGGACACUAA